CAUUAAACUCUAAUAGUAUGGUUUAAAGUAACUUCUUUUUUGGUUGUUUUGAUCACUUAUUUAUGAAUCACACUUUGGCGCGUGUUUUGAUCCAAGUUGCCUGGUGACGAAAACAGAUCCAACAUGUCCGCCACACCGCCAUGCACGAAAGGAAACCCUUAAAAUUAUGAUCUCGCUUAACCCUUCUGUAAUUGACAUGAAUUUCUUAAUCUCAAAGAAAUUUCAGCGCUGUUGACCGACAUUAAAGCUUCUUAUGACGGAGAUUGAGGAAACUCCAAAGAAAAUACGUGUUUUAUCUAGAAGAUGAUUCUUUAUUUAUUACUGUAAUUUUGUUGUGGACCUCAAAACAAGGAAAUCAAAUGAUGGCUGCCAGUGUUUCUUUUACCAGUGGUUUGAAUGUUACUUCACAAGCAUUUCUUGCACCAGGGUCCUUAGUUCAAGGAGGUGACUCUUUUAGAUAUGUGAUGUCCCUCACAUAUUCUGGAGCUUUAGGGAACUUCGCAUUCAAUUCGUCUCUUUGUAACAGUCUACCAACUCCAUCUCAACUUGUACAAGGGCUAGUCACAUUACCGCUUGCAUUAAGCCUGCUGUCUGUAACAACCAAGAAUCAGAACAUCACCUCAAAUAUAUCAAGCUGUAACUCGACUCCAGUACUAAAUAUAUCUACAGUGAUAUUGGGUGGCACAAGUUCAUUAUGUAGAAUUUCCAUUAAUGGGUCAAAUGUAGGAUGGACAACUAAACUUGAAUUUUUAGCCAGAGUCACAGAAAGGGUGGAAGUAGAAUCUAUUUUAAACAUUACUGGAGACUUGACAAUGAAUGGAGAGUCAAAAUCCAUAUUAAUUGCAUCAUACAAAGCUUAUUCAGUUGGCAACCCAUCCUUUGCCCCAAUCCAUCCCUCUUCAACUAAUAUUGCCGAGACACCUUCUACAAAGCUUACUUCAGGAGAAGUGUUAACAUUUCGUGUCAAUGUCCAGAUUCCGAGUGUGACCAUCAAUAUGGCAUUGUAUGUGUCAAUACCUUCAUUAACUCAUAGCCCAUUAGGCUUUGCCCAAGCACAAGUGUAUUCUAUACCAUUUGGUAUGACAAUUCAGAACUUGAGAUCUGGCUCUCCUAGUACAUUUCCACAAAGCAAUGUAGCAGAGUUUGCAUUUGGAGAAACAGUAAACACAAUUCCUCUGGCAAACACUAGUGAUAUUGCUGUCUCAGUGUCUGUUAGAUUAACUAGUCUAUACGAACCAGUAAAGGAAGCAAAUAUAUCCUGUUGGCUAACUUACCAAACACCUUCUGGAACUAGAAGAUCUGAAAAUGUCAACUUGCUAAUACAGCUCACUCAGCCUCUUCUAGAAUUUUCUUUGGAUGUCUUGAAUAAGAAGCCAUCAUACCAAGGUGGUGACAUUUUGGUUCUUGAGACAAAGGUGAAAAAUCCUGGCCACGCAACAAUGGCGGCUUCUAAUGUGACUAUUACUGCAAGUGUUCCCUCUGUUUAUGUGGAUAUCAAGAACUCAUCAUAUUAUCUGUGUAAUCCAGAGUGUGUGUUGAUCAACAAUGCAUUUCAGCUAAAUGUGUCAGUAAGCAGUCUCAAUGCAAGCUGUGAGAUUUUAGCAAGGUUAACCUUGCAGUACAAGACAAUCGUGGUCCCUGGAAGUUACCUUCCCAACACCAUACAACUUAAGUACUACCAUACAGACUGGCAACCUGUUAAAAGAUCACUAGAAGCCCCAAUAUACAUCAAACCUCUGCUCUUUAUUGGCCCUGUGGUCAGCAACACAUCUGUGGCAAGCCCAAGUGAUAACACUGUGGUAACCCCAAGUGAGAAGAUCACGUUCACUGGUCGAGUAGAGAUACCUGUGUCAACAAGCCACAGCUUCUUGCUAGUGAUUAGAUCUAAUGUACUGGAUGUCAUCAGCGCUUCAAUACUGUCUGUAGGGGCAGAUAUAGAGACCGAUAAUGCUACAAGGCUUCAGCCAGGGUUAGAAUUGAAUAUAACAUCUGAUAACAUUCCUGGCUUACUAUUAACCCCAACCAAGCUCUGUGGUUAUGGCAGAUUUAGAAAUGUGAAAAACACAGGCCAGACCGGCAUCCCUGGAAAUAAUCAGUUUGUAUUCAAGGCGACAGUACGUGCUAGCAAUGCGUCAGCUUUGGAGGGUGUCAUUAAUGCUGUCGGCAUUACAGAGGUGUUUGUUAAUAAUGACCCAAAUUCCCAGAGAGGAGACUUCUCUUUCCAGGUUGUGCGACCUGAACUAUCCCUUACUGGUGAAGCAUCACCUAGCCUUCGUGUUGAAGCGAACCAAGAUGUGGAAUUCACUUUUAUCUUGCAACACACCCCUGUGUCCAAAGCACACGCCUACAGGGUGCUUGUCGAGCUUGCAGUACCAAAUCAAUACCUCACCCUGGACCCUGCAUCAGUGAGUCCAGGAAGUGUACAAGUAGUGAAUGGUGACCAAGCAAAAAGUGGGGAUUCCAGGUACAACUCAGCGCAGACUAAAGUCCUGGUCUAUGAGAAGGAUGAGUUCCUCCAUGAUGCGUCACCAUUAGUGAUUCGUUACAAGGCUAGGACCACUUCAGGGAUCCCGUCAAGCAUAUAUGUUGCUUCGCCAUCGUACUUGUCCUACACGGUCCUGCCUGCCCACAUGGCCCCACUCACUGGUGGGACUUAUGUGCUUCGAGAGGAUAAGGCUUCGUUUUUGACCAUCAGACCAGAACGUUACGUGGAAUUCAUCAACACUCCCGACACCAGCCUCCUUGACGCUGGUGACCGAGUUGAGUACAACAUUACCGUCACCAACACUGGUAGCCAAGGUAGCUCGUAUACGGCUUAUAACUUUGAGGUGACCUUCCAAUUUGACCGGCUGAUCGGACCAUUGCUGACAUGUAGUCGUGGCACCGUUAUGCCAUCUGGUAGCAGUGUGGUCUUGCAGAUUGGGGACCUACUGGAUAAGGAGAGUUUUGGGUGCAAUAUUACAGGGUUUGUAGAUGACCAGGUGGUACCCAAGGAGGACAUAAGCCCUGUUAUCAACUACAGGUACUUCAGCAGGCCAUCAUCAUCUCCUCCACCAGGGGUAGCUGCCUAUGCCUUUGCAAGCCACGCCUCUGUGCUUGUGACCCCUAUCAGUGCCAACAUCACCGGGUCCGAAAACAUCAACACUUUGAUGGCUGGAGAAACCUUUGGACUCUCCAUUCAUCUGGCCAUCCCAGAGUGCUCCACAUCCCUCAGGGUUCGCAUCACCACGCCUGUCAUCGAUUUCAAUGGAACUCGCUUUGACAGGCAGAGGCAAGAUGUGGAGGUGUCAGGGCCUGUAGCCAGACAUCUACGUGCUCGCCGAAGUUCAUCCAAGCUCAUUUACGUCUUAGAGCCACUUUUGAACGGAAGCGCCAUCACUCUCGACGUCAACAACACCAUGACCAUCACCAACCCCUCUCCGAACAUCACACGCAUUGACACUAACACUUUAGAGGUCGACUUCGGCUCUGUGCAGCAUGCAGCUACUGCAAGCCCCUCGACACAGGGGCUGACGGUGUAUUUGAGGUUCCAGACUGCUGGUCGACCUAUGGAAUUGAGUGGCCGUCGGAUGCCAGUCACAGUACACAUCUUGCUCAAUGGGACAAGUCAGACAGCAGCCGGAUAUUUCACCAUCGUUGGCCCUUUGUUCAAGCCCUUGUUAUCUGUCAAGAAGACUGUACAGCCAGUAGAUGUGGAUCGUGACUCUCCGUUACUUAUGUAUAACGUGACUGUAACGCAUGCGCCCGGGUCACGCUAUGACGCUUAUGACGUAGAUGUCCGUGACAUGACAAAGAAUAUGGAGCUGGUGCGUGCGUCUGUGCGACCGGUCAGCGGCGUGAUGGUGACGUACCCUGAGACAUACACUUACUACGUCACACUGACAGUGCCGAGACUAGCAAUUGGAGAGUCGGUGAUGCUGCAGUACCAGGCCAGUUUCUUGAUCAAACAAAAGAGUUUAAAAGAGUUGAAUUUGCCAGCGACUGUUUUUUGGAAAAGCAUUCAGCUUAACAGCCCGCGCUAUGCUUUGAACAGUAAUCUCACGGCCUGUGUCGCACGUGUGGACGCAUCUCGAUUUAAGACCAGCGAGAUAACAGGCUACUUCGCGCUCGGAAUCCUCCUCGGCCUCGUGAUUGGUUUAGUGGUUGCCAUGGUGAUCAUCUACCUCAUCGUUAAGUGUUGUGAUAAGGGCCGCAUUGCACCCUGGUAUACGCGUUUCACCAAGAAGAAGAGCAUGACGGUUCUUACGGGAGGUUCACAGUACAUAUUUCAUGGAGGAGGGGACGGGGAUGGCCUUGAGACAAAGCUUGUGGCCAGACAUAACGAAACAAGUAUUAUUAAUAUGGAUGAAAGCAUAAUACCCAUCUUGAGCCUGGAUAAUUCCACACAGACGGAGAAAGAACUCGACAGUUUGGACGUACAAGCGACCGUAACGAUGGAUGCUGACCUGGAGGUGCAGCGUCAAAACAUGUUGCUACAGGUCAUGGGCCUACUCGCCAAAAAGCUGCGUGUUAAACGAGACAUCUCUACAUCUCAGGAGAAGAAUUUUAUAGCGAAAUUGAAAAGUGAGAUAGCUGGUGUCUCCCAACGCCUGGGAGCAGAUUUUAAGCGCCGAUCCGCUGAAGUUCGACGUAAAAUACAGAGAAUGUUAAAGGCUGCCCAUGCUGACAUGGUAAGGCGCCAAGCCAAAGAGAUCAAGGAAACGGAAGCCAAAAUCAAAGGUCUCGUGAGCCAGCGUGAAAGGCGCGAUAUCAUUGAUGUGCUGCGUAGACGCCAUGCUAAAGAAGAAGAGGACCUGAGGAAGAAGUUCAAGCUGGAGGAGGAUGUUGAAAUGGAAAGGCUCCGAAAGGAAGUUGCAGUUAACAAAAGAUUUACAAUGAAAGAAGCUCAAAGCAAACUUCUGCAGGACUUAAUCAAAGAGGCGGAAUUCAACGAGGAUCAAGCGAGCGCGCUAGUUAAAGAGCAUUUGGGCAAUAUGGCUGCUGUGGAUAAGGCGAUGGACGAGGAGAAGUCAAGAAGAGUCGUGGCUCUUGAAAUGAGGCUUGCAGAGAGAAGGGCUCUUGCCAUACAAAAGCAUGAUGAGAGCGACUUCAACAAGCGGCUGGUGCAAUCACUGGAGGAGCAGCAUGAAAACACUAUGCAGAGUCUUGUGAGCUCAUCUAAGAUCAGUGAAGCUGAGGCGAACGCCUACAUCGAGCGCUAUAAAAAAGAGGUCGAUGCUUUGAAGGAAAAGACUGAGAAAGAGAAACGGAAGCAACAGGACACGCUUCACAAGAGACUGACCGCGUUGAAACAGAAGCGAAUAGACGACAAGAAUCGUGAGCAUCAAGAGGAGCUGCGUAAGCUCAACGAAGAACAAAACGAUAAAUACGAGCAAGUGGAAAUAGAUUGUAUAGUAGCUCUUAAUGAAAGAAGGAAAAUAUUAGAACGUCAGCGGCAGGAGCGAGAAGAGCUUGAACAAAAAGCCGACAGAGAGGCUGCGGAGGAGCUAGAAAAGUUUGAUGAGGUGUACUCUCACGAGAUCCAUGAACAAGCCAAGACCAGUUUGAAGAAAAUCUACCAAGAUAUGGCAGCUAAAGGACUUGAUGAAGCAGAGAAGAAUGCCAUUAUUGAUCGAUACAUGACCGAAGCUACACAGCAACAAGAGAAGAGAGAAGAGGAGAGACAAAAGAAUGCUGAUAGAGUUCAGAAGCGUUUAGGGAAGCUGCGUAGGAAACUUGAGGAAAAAGCUAUAUUAGAAAACGAGGAACAGACAAAGCUGCGCAAGAAAGAGGAGCAAAUAGUCACUGACCUUAUCGUGAACCAAGCAAACAUGUCAGAGCAAGAGAGAAACAAGAUCAUAGAGGAGCAUGAGAAACACUUGGCAGAGCUCGAGACAAGUAUGACCUUCAACAAGCUUCGACAGAGGCAGAUGCUCGAAGAGAGGCUUGCAGCACGGCGGAAGCGUAGGAUGGACGAGCUGGAAAGGGACCAGCAUGCAGAGGAGCAGACGAGAGAUGACAACGACAAAAUCCUGGAUGAGGGGGAAGACGUCGAAUUGCUCAAGAAGCACGAGCUUGAGAAAAUGUCAGUUACUCGUGAUGAGAGCGACAGUCUGGAAGAAGAGAUGGAGAUGGUGCGGGACGAGAUGCUGAGAGAGAGGACCAAACAGCUGGAAGAACACCAAGAGAACCUCAGCGCAACUAUCGCCAGACUGCAGAUAGAGAAGGCCAAACAGAUCGCUCAAAUGUCCAUGCAGCAGCAGUUGCUGGGUCAGUUGCAGACAAAUCUAGUCGACGAAAUGGAAGAGCAUGGCGCUUUUGAGGAUCCCGAGACUAAAAGCAUAGUGGACAAGUACAAAAAGGACACUAAAAAGAUGGAAGAGGCUCUUAAUAACCAGCGGACCAAGCAAGAGGAGGCUUUGCGGGAGAGACUUCAGAAGAAAAUGAAAGAACGAGAAGAAAAAUUCAUCAAUGCCCAAAAGGAUGUAGUUUCGCAGUAUACGGAUAAUAAUAAGACUGCCACGAGGUUCCGUCGAGCCGCCGCUAAAGCUCGUCAGCAGAAAGAGAUGCAGGAACUUCGCGAACGUAUGGAACGCGAGAUCGAGCAGUCUCUAAACGAGCUCAGGAUGGCUAAUGAAUUUGAGCGAAUGAAAGCUCUUGAAAAUCAGAAUAUAAAGUUCAUAUCUGGACUUGUAAAUAAAGGAAAAAUGAAGGAGGAAGAAAUCGAAUCCGUUCUCAAAUUCCUUUUCCCAUCAAAAUCAUCAGAGUACAUAGAAGAAAUGAUGGUAAAGAUAUUCCCGUCCCAUGUCAGAAGUAACUCGUCCUUCUCUAGAGGAGACAUUGGCGACUUUGAGAAAAGAGUUCGGCGAAACAGUGUACAGCCCAUACCAUACAUUACCAGCCUGAAAACUAGCAAAAAGAAAAAGAAGAGAGAAAGGAGGGCGGAAGAGGAGGACUGGAGAAUUAGACCCGAGGACCAAGAUGCCCCGCUACCGCAGGUUGUUGUACGUGGCGGUAAACUUCCCCGAGGUCGCGCGGACUCGCUGCCUCCUCUUGACCGCGGCGCACCUGCUCAUAGGGAAGACCGGGAACUAGACCAUGCAGACGAGUCGAGUGGUACAUCGUUACCAUUUUCUCGUCGCUCGCCUCAGGCUUUCUCACCCGUGAGUGACAGGGAGGACCAAAGACUACUGAACGAGAUGUUUGGUGAUUCGACAGAGGGCGAGGAUACGCGACCAGAGAGAAGGAAAAAGAAAAAGCGAAAAGAUAGAUAAGUGUAAAAAAAAAACUAUGGGCAGAGCUCAACAGAAGUGAAGUUCCUUAUGAAAUUGAGAACAUAAUUACAUAAUCUAAUUACUGUCAAUGUUUGCUGGUGGUAAAAGUUAAGUCAAAUCUUAUCAAAACUUCUAUAAAACCUAACCUUUCCCAAAAGCGAGAAUGUAACGGGAAAACAGGGGCUGGAGACCAUUUUUUUACGAUGGGGGGGGGGGGGGCUGAAAAAAAGAGUAGCGGGAACGGAGGGGGGUAUCACUUCCUUACCAUGAGGAUCUCAUAUCUCUUUUUACUAAUGUAACAAAGUCUCGUGUUUUUAUUAACAGAAUGGUUGUCAUUAGAAAUGUGGAUUUCCAAAGGAGUAGUAGACCAAUAGCGCAGCUUUGAACACUUGUCAAAUCCAAGGGGGUAUGUUAUAGUGCCGUUAUUUGCUGCCUUCCCUCUCAGCUAUCUGUUGCUACGCAUCAAGCUGCCAUAUCUGUCUGUUGCACUCUUUUUGCCACCUUGACCCAGUUGUUCUUUUCGACUCUUGAGCUUGUGCCAGGAUUGGAAGGAUCUAAGGGUCGGGAGUGAAAGCAUUUCUGAACUCUGCAACUAGACAAAAGUCCUUCUUCGUAAAGAUCCCAAAGUUUUGUUUUCGUCUUCCUUUCCUCUCAACAAACUCGGGAUCCCAAACUCGUUUGCUACAUCGAGCAGCCGUAACCUGUCUGUUCGGUCUUUGUGGCUGUGAAUAAGGAGGGCGAUUUUGUUGAAUCUGUGUUGUUGCAUACUUGAUCGCAGCCAGGACUUCACUCUUCUUGCCAUUGAGAACGUCCUCUCGCCAGUGGCGCUUGUAGCAUGAUUGACAAGAAGGAUUCUGCAGAUAAUAAGUAUACUUAAACACUUAUGAGAUGAAGGUCCGCAAAAUGCUUUGAAACCAGUAUCCAGAGUAUCCAGAAACGUACUUAUCCUCAGCUGAAAUUUACGCCAUAGAACACUAUUUAGAGUUUUCUUUCUCUUUUUUUUUUAUCAAAAAAACAAUGGCGAAAAAUUUUUAGAGGGGGAGGGGCUAUAGCCCCCCUCCCCGGUGCGCGGCCCCUGCAAAAUACUAUUUUUAUAAAAAGGGUAGCAUUAGCAGCAGCUAUUUAUUCUGAGUAGCUCAGUUUGAGUUUGAAUGCGGCAUAAUACCAUAUAUAGCUCGAUCUAUAUCGAUCAAGCAAGGAAGGCAGUAUUUAUUUUGUACCAAUUUUAUUGUAAAUAUGUGCAUUUCCUGUGAAAUAAUAAUUGCGAGUAAUAAAAAUAUAUUGUGCGUGAUAUA
Nematostella vectensis (starlet sea anemone) is the source of this 8548-nucleotide messenger RNA. RefSeq lists its product as uncharacterized. Gene Ontology annotation, cellular component: plasma membrane protein complex; ciliary membrane. The coding region runs from base 360 to 7253 and encodes 2297 amino acids. The record is from RefSeq and is a predicted model, not a curated record. The transcript is spliced from 38 exons. NCBI's taxonomy places the organism in Eukaryota, Metazoa, Cnidaria, Anthozoa, Actiniaria, Edwardsiidae. Gene Ontology annotation, biological process: smoothened signaling pathway.